UGUUGUUGUGGCCGGGUCAUAGACUGAAUACAGUCUAUGUGCCGGGUUCUCUCUCUGGUUCCACCACGCACGUAGCUCAGUCACGCAUGAGUAAAUGUUGGUUUAAGACGUUUUUCGAAGAUAAACACGAUCCCACGUGUAAUCAGGCACAAACAGCAAAUCAGCAGACUUGACGGAGCAACGAACUUGUUGGAGGAAGGUAUGUGUUUGGACACAAACAGUAGCCUAUCCGAGAGCCAAACAUCCAAGGCAAUGGACCGCAGACUUCCAUUUAGUUCUGGCUGUGCUGAAACACACCAGGUUGAUCUGAGAGUGACUGUGAAAGAAGAAGAUAUAAAAGAGGAGGAAUAUGAUCAUGUGAUUACAUUUCACCAUGAUGAGGAAAAGCCCUUUGCAGAGUUUCACAGUAAAACUGAAACAGACGUCACAGACUCACCAAGGUCUACUUACAAUGAAAUACUACUGGUGAAGACUAAGGAGGAAGAAGAUGAAGAUGAAGAGGAGGAGCAGCAUGACAACCUGCUAGAAAGUGCAUCAGACCACUUAUAUGUAACACAACAGAGGAUCCAUGGACAGAAUGAUGAACUCAACCUGCAACUCAAAGGAAGACUGCACCACUGCACUGUCUGCAGGAAGAGCUUCACAACACUUCCUGAGCUCAAGAAACACCAGCAAAUACAUUCUCUUGGUGUUUAUCAAAGGCAAAGAACUGGCAAAAGGCGACAUAAAUGGGUCCAGUGUGGAAAAGCUUUUUCACAAGUUUCAAAACUGAAAACCCACAUGCUCAUACAUACAGAGAAGAGUCAUAAAUGUGUCCAGUGUGGAAAAGCUUUUACACAAAGUUCAGAUCUUAAAAACCAUACACUAAUCCACACUGGAGAGAAGCCUCAUGAAUGUGCCCAGUGUGGAAAAUCUUUUACACAGCUCUCAAAUCUUACACGUCACAUGCUGAUACAUACUGGAGAGAAGCGCCAUAAAUGUGCCCAGUGUGGAAAAGCUUUUUCACAAAGUUCAGAUCUUAAAAGCCACAUGCUAAUACACACUGGAGAGAAACCUCAUGAAUGUGCCCAGUGUGGAAAAGCUUUUACACAACUCUCAAAUCUUAAGCACCACAUGCGUAUCCACACUGGAGAGAAGCCUCACGUAUGUUCACAGUGUGGAAAAGCCUUUACACAACUCUCAAUUAUUAAACGUCACAUGCUGAUGAUACAUACUGCAGAGAAGCGUCAUAAAUGUAUCCAGUGUGGAAAAGCUUUUUCACAAAGUUCAGCUCUUAAAAGCCAUACACUAAAACACACUGGAGAGAAGCCUCAUGAAUGUGCCCAGUGUGGAAAAGCUUUUUUACACAUUUCACAUCUUAAAAGCCAUUUACUAAUCCACACUGGAGAAAAACCUCACGUAUGUUCCCAGUGUGAAAAAGCCUUUACACAACUCUCAAUUCUUAAACGUCACAUGCUGAUACAUACUGGAGAGAAGCAUCAUAAAUGUAUCCAGUGUGGAAAAGCUUUUUCACAAAGUUCAAAUCUUAAAAGCCACAUGCUAAUACACACUGGAGAGAAACCUCACGUAUGUUCCCAGUGUGAAAAAGCCUUUACACAACUCUCAAAUCUUAAGCACCACAUGCUUAUACACACUGGAGAGAAGCCUCAUAAAUGUACCCAGUGUGGAAUAAGUUUUUCAAGAAGAUCAGCUCUUAAAAGCCAUUUACUAAUCCACACUGGAGAAAAACCUCACAUAUGUUCCCAGUGUGGAAAAGCCUUUACACGACUCUCAAUUCUUAAACGCCACAUGUUCAUACAUACUGGAGAGAAGUGUCAUAAAUGAACCCAGUGUGGAAUAGGUUUUUCACAAAGUUCAGAUCUUAAAAGCCACAUGCUAAUACACACUGGAGAGAAAACUCAUAAAUUAACUCAGUGUGGAAUAGGUUUUUCACGAAGAUCAGCUCUUAAAAGCCAUACACUAAAACACACUGGAGAUAAGCCUCAUUAAUGUGCCCUGUGUGGAAAAGCUUUUACAUACAAUACCCUCCAGAAUUAUUGGCACCUCUGCUAACGUUGACUAAAAAGA
This is a messenger RNA of Alosa alosa (allis shad), 2067 nucleotides long. RefSeq names its product zinc finger protein 664-like. Gene Ontology annotation, molecular function: RNA polymerase II cis-regulatory region sequence-specific DNA binding; DNA-binding transcription factor activity, RNA polymerase II-specific. The transcript has 3 exons. The record is from RefSeq and is a predicted model, not a curated record. Gene Ontology annotation, cellular component: nucleus. NCBI's taxonomy places the organism in Eukaryota, Metazoa, Chordata, Actinopteri, Clupeiformes, Clupeidae. The coding region runs from base 202 to 1824 and encodes 540 amino acids. Gene Ontology annotation, biological process: central nervous system development; regulation of transcription by RNA polymerase II.